AAUAUGCGCCAUUGAAAUGAUACAUUAACAGUCGAGGACAACACUCAAUGGCACAGGGGAUUCCACAUUCUGCAUCACAGUCCUAAGGUGCAAUGGGCAAUUCGCAGCCCCAUAUACGACAUCCGCUCCCUGUAAAUUUAUCAAAUGGGAGUUUCAUUGCUUACGCAGCGCAACCAAACACUACACAAUCACUCCCUGCACAGCCCCUAAAUCCUUUGCCAUGUUCUGCGCCUCAUUUCCAAAGUUCUGGGGGCGUUGUUGACCUUUCCACGCACUCUCAUUUAAAAUGGUUUCUCUAUUGACCUUUACACGCACUCUCAUUUAAAAUGGUUUCUUUGUUGACCUUUCCACGCACUAUCAUUUUCAGCGCAAAAAACAGCGCAAAAGAAUUGUGGUGGAAGGCAAAGUGUAAUUGGAGCAAGGUCAGAGAUUUUGUCACUCUGAUAGAAUCUCCGUGGAAGCAGCGCCAGCAAGGAACCAUUCAGGUCUACCAAUCUACUCAUUUCAUUCAUAAUCUACAGAGUAGGCUAAAUCAUUAUAUUUUUCUGGGAAAUCUGGCGAGUGCUGUUGCUUGUAAGAGUUCUUAAUGCAGUGACUUUGAAGAAUGAAGUCGUCCAAGUCAGAAAUUGAUUUGGAUCAUCCCAAUGUGGAAGAGUAUCUGGCAGAAUCACGUUUGGACGGGUCUUUGGGGCCGGACAAGAAGCUUCUACUAUGUGAUCUGGUCGAUAUUUCACCUGCACUAAAUGAAGCAGCAAGUGCUAUAGUUGAUGAUUCUUUUACACGUUGCUUCAAGUCAAAUCCUCCAGAGCCAUGGAACUGGAACCUUUAUUUAUUUCCUCUUUGGUGCCUAGGAUUAUUUGUUCGAUAUUUGAUCCUCUUUCCUAUAAGGGUCGUGCUCUUGGCAGCAGGAUGGGUGAUAUUCCUUUCAUUAUUUAUUCCUGUGCAUUUUGUUUUGAAAAAUGAGAAUAAAAUUCGGCAACAAUUGGAGAGGCUUCUGGUAGAGUUCAUGUGCAGCGUAUUUGUUGCUUCCUGGACGGGGGUGAUUAAGUACCAUGGGCCUCGACCCUGUGCCCGUCCAAGGCAGGUGUUUGUAACAAACCACACUUCCAUGAUUGACUUCAUAAUCUUAGAGCAAAUGACAGCUUUUGCUGUGAUUAUGCAGAAGCACCCUGGCUGGGUUGGCCUUUUACAAACCACAGUCUUUAAGAGCUUGGGAUGUAUUUGGUUUAAUCGCACAGAAGCUAAAGAUCGCAUAAUUGUUGCUGAAAAGAUAAAGCAGCACAUAGAAGGUCCUGACAACAAUCCACUUCUUAUUUUUCCUGAGGGUACUUGUGUUAAUAAUCACUACACGGUUAUGUUUAAAAAGGGUGCUUUUGAGCUUGGGUGUACUAUUUGUCCAAUUGCAAUAAAGUACAACAAGAUCUUUGUUGAUGCAUUCUGGAACAGUAAGAAGCAGUCUUUUACAAUGCAUUUGGUCCGUCUUAUGACUUCAUGGGCAGUAGUUUGUGAUGUGUGGUACCUAGAACCACAAACACUGCAACCUGGAGAGACACCAAUUGAAUUUGCAGAGAGGGUCAGAGACAUAAUAGCUACAAGAGCAGGCUUAAAGAAGGUUCCAUGGGAUGGAUAUCUGAAAUAUUAUCGUCCAAGUCCUAAGCUCACUGAAACAAAACAGCAAAGUUUUGUAGAGGCAAUGCUAAGGAGAUUAGAGUAGAGAUAAGUUCUUCCAUGGUUUUUUCUACUCACCCUAAGUUUCACCUAAGCGAGGGGGGUGUUAAAGCAUAUUUAGGAGUGCUUGCUUCUAAUUUAGCUUUUAUGCAUCUUGGAAGAGGCAUCUCCACUCCAUGCUGUUCACCUAAUCUGAGACGUUUGUCGAUUAGUUUCAUAUCAUAAACAAUUGAUUUGAUGCUUACUUAUAAAUGUGGAUGUGCUAAUAUUAUUCCUCAAAAAGAACACAAGCAGGAUUCUUUAAAUUGAGCAAAUUCGAUAAGGAUCAAGCUCGCUGAAAAGUGAGUAAAUGCACCGAGUUAUAUGAGAGUAUCCUACCUUUGUUUCUUUAUUACUAGGAAAGGAUGAUAUCUCUUUAUGUGAUAAGUUUGAAUGAAAUAAUAGAUUGCUAUAUGCCUUGAGAUGAAACAUCUGAACAAUUCUUGUGUUGAAGUUGCUAUGGUAGUCCCUAUAUUGCUUGGUGAGAUUUCUUAGUCAAGAUUAUGAAUGGAAUAUAUUGGACAAUAAAUGUGUAAUCACAACAAUCAUGUAUCAUUAUUUAAUA
Messenger RNA from Cryptomeria japonica (Japanese cedar), 2272 nucleotides. RefSeq names its product glycerol-3-phosphate acyltransferase 9. Gene Ontology annotation, cellular component: endoplasmic reticulum. Lineage: Eukaryota; Viridiplantae; Streptophyta; Pinopsida; Cupressales; Cupressaceae. The coding region runs from base 605 to 1714 and encodes 369 amino acids. The record is from RefSeq and is a predicted model, not a curated record. Gene Ontology annotation, molecular function: glycerol-3-phosphate O-acyltransferase activity. The transcript is spliced from 14 exons. Gene Ontology annotation, biological process: triglyceride biosynthetic process.